UCCCGGGAUCUGCGGGACUCUCUGCCGAAGGAGGAGGGAGUUUUAAGAAUUCGGCAGACGGGACUCGAACCCGCGACGCCCGCUCUCUCUCUCUCUCUCUCUCUCUCUCUCUCUCUCGUGCCUGAGCCGCUUGACCCAUCGCGCCACUCAGCUCUGCGGGGAGAGGGAGGGGGCGGGGCUCUGACGUCACCAGAGCCAGGCUGGGAGGGGCGCCCUCGAACGGGCUCUGCGCUGGGCGGGGCUUCGAGAGGCAAGGCCCCGCCCUCCCCUUGCUCAGCCAAUGAGGCCCCUCCCUUCCCCUGCCAGGCCGAGGCCCCGCCCCUCCCUCCCGUCUCUCAAAGGGAGAAGCCCCGCCCCCUUCGUGACGGAAUGAACCCUCGCCACGCCCCGCCCACGCCCUGACGUCACUCCCUCCGACGAAGAGGGGGCGGGGCCUCCGUUCUGCCCUCAGAAGCCGCCUUCUUUCUCGCCCGUCCUUGUCACCCGUCCAUCAAGGCCGGAGCCAAUAGGGGGAAGGGGCGUCACGGACUCGGCCAAUGGGAGGUCGAGGGGCGGAGGAGGGGCGGGGCUUGUUCCUGGCUGGGCCUGCGCAGAGCCUCUCUCGCCGCCAUUGUUUUCUGAGGCGUUUCCUCUGGAGCCGCGAAGGAGGAGAGAGAGAGAGAGAGGGAAAUGAAGACCCUAUGAAGUCACCACAGGCAUAAAAAGAAAAUAUCAAUAUCUAGUGGAGAUUGAGGAAUUUGGAAACCAAAGGGCAAUAAUGAAAGAAAUCCUGUGGGAAGAAGAAAUCCUCUCUAGGUGCCAAUUUUGAUCAGAAAGAAAAAGGGAACACUCACGUGUGCAUAUCACAAAACUGUCGACAUGGAGGAGAAACCCUAUACAUGCCUUGAGUGUGGAAAGAGCUUCAGUUGGAGGAGCCAUCUGCUACUGCAUGAAAGGACUCACACUGGGGAGAAACCUUUUAAAUGCCCGGAGUGUGAACAGAGCUUCACUCAUAGUUCAGGCCUAUAUUCACAUCUAAGGACUCACACUGGGGAGAAACCUUUUAAAUGCCCGGAGUGUGGACAGAGCUUCACUGAGAGUUCAGUUCUACGUUCACAUCAAAGGACUCACACUGGGGAGAAACCUUUUAAAUGCCCGGAGUGUGGACAGAGCUUUGCUCAUAAUGGAAGUCUACAUUCACAUCAAAGAACUCACACUGGGGAGAAACCCUAUAACUGCCUGGAGUGUGGACAGAGCUUUACUCAAAAGGGACACUUAGAUUCACAUCAAAGGACUCACACUGGGGAGAAACCCUAUAACUGCCUGGAGUGUGGACAGAGCUUUGCUUUUAGUUCAAAUCUACGUUCACAUCAAAGAACUCACACUGGGGAGAAACCCUAUAACUGCCUGGAGUGUGGACAGAGCUUUGCUCGUAAUUCAGGACUACGUUCACAUCAAGGAACUCACACUGGGGAGAAACCCUAUAAAUGCCUGGAGUGUGGACAGAGCUAUACUCGUAGUUCAGGACUACGUUUACAUCAAAGAACUCACACUGGGGAGAAACCCUAUAAAUGCCUGGAGUGUGGACAAAGCUAUACUUGUAGUUCAGGAUUACGUUCACAUCAAUGGACUCACACUGGGGAGAAACCCUAUAAAUGCCUGGAGUGUGGACAGAGCUUUGUUUGUAGUUCAGGACUACGUUCACAUCAAAGAACUCACACUGGGGAGGAACCCUAUAACUGCCUGGAGUGUGGACAGAGCUUUGCUCGGAAGGGAAGCUUACAUAGACAUCAAAGGAGUCACACUGGGGAGAAACCCUAUAAAUGCCUGGAGUGUGGACAGAGCUUUGUUUGUAGUUCAGGACUACGUUCACAUCAAAGAACUCACACUGGGGAAAAACCCUAUAACUGCCUGGAGUGUGGACAGAGCUUCACUUGGAAGGGAAGCUUACAUAGACAUCAAAGGAGUCACACUGGGGAGAAACCCUAUAAAUGCGUGGAGUGUGGACAGAGCUUUGUUUGUAGUUCAGGACUACGUUCACAUCAAAGAACUCACACUGGGGAGAAACCAUAUAAAUGCCUGGAGUGUGGACAGAGCUUUGCUCGUAGUUCAGGUCUACGUUCACAUCAAAGGACUCACACUGGGGAGAAACCCUAUAACUGCCUGGAGUGUGGACAGAGCUUCACUCAGAAGGGAAACUUACAUACACAUCAAGGAACUCACACUGGGGAGAAACCCUAUAAAUGCCUGGAGUGUGGACAGAGCUUCAUUCAGAGUUCAAGUCUACGUUCACAUCAAAGGACUCACAACUGGGGAGAAACCCUAUAAAUGCCUGGAGUGUGGGCAUACCUUCAAUCAUAGUGGAUAUCUACGUAAACAUCAAAGGAUUCACACGGGAGAAACCCUAUACAUGCCGGGUGUGUGGUAAGAGCUUCACGCAGAGUUCAGGUCUACGUUUACAUCAAAGAACUCACACUGGGGGGAAACCAUAGAAAUGCAUGGAGUGUGGACAGAGCUUUUCACAGAAUAUUAUACAUAGACAUCAUAGAAUUCAUAGAAUUCACCCGGUUAAUUGACACCAGAGUGUCAUUCUAACAUGUACAAAAGCAACUUGCAAAUUUUGGAAAUGCACGCUCAAAGUUGGGACAUUUCAUCACAUGUGGUGUAUUGUAGAAAGAUUGAACUAAAAAUACAGUGUUCCCUCACUUAUCCCGGGGGUUAGGUUCCAGGACCACCCACAAUAAGUGAAAAUCCGCGAAGUAGGGAUGCUAUAUAUUUCUACAUUAUUUUAGUAGUUAUACACUAUUUUAAGUCUUUAUCAAGAAAUCAUGUGUUGAUAAAUCGCCUCCUUCUCCUCUUGUUGCCGCUUGGGCUCCUUUUCUCUCCCUUUGGCUUCUCCUUCCUCCCUUCCUUAGGCUGUACAUUGUAAUUUUGUAUUAUUUAUAGUCGUCUUUUAGAAUUUAUUGAAAAACUGCAAAACAGCGAAUCCGCAAAGAGCGAAGUAGUGAGGGAACUCUGUAUGUUCCAUUCUGGAAGUAAUUAUAUUAUCUAAAGGGAAUAGAAUAAUGAGAGAUAAAAAUUAACAGAUAGAAUUAGGCCUUUAGGCAUGUAUCCCUGUCUGUUAGUUCAGCUGUAUGAAGGUAACUGUUUCGCAGGUCUGUUUGUUUCUGAUUUAGUUUUGUAUCUCAUGUAAUAAUAAUAAUAAUAAUAAUAAUAAUAACAACAACAACUUUAUUUUUAUACCCCGCCCCAUCUCCCCGAAGGGACUCAGGGCGGCUUACAUGGGGCCUUGCCCGAUAAAACAAUCAAAUAUCAAAACACAGCAAAAAAACAGUUAUCCAAUAAAAACAUCAAUUACAGUAAAAACAAUUGUUAAAAUCAACAUAAAACAUACAAUAUUAACACUGGAGACUAAUUCAUAGAACUCAGGCAAAGUGCAACAUGGGCCGAAAUGGGGAAGGUAAUUUCACAGUUGAAAUGGACAAAGUGCAAUAUAGCAUUGGCAACACCUCGAGAAUGGGGCUAUUAUAAAAUGGGCAGAUAGAUCAGUCCAACACCAAAGUAUCAAAGGCCUUUUGAAAGAGCCAGGUUUUUAAGCUCCUACGGAAGGAGAGGAGGGUAGGGGCCUGCCUGAUCUCUCUAGGGAGCGAGUUCCAAAGCCAUGGGGCCACGACGGAGAAGGCCCUCUCUCUCGUCCCCACCAACCGCGACUGCGAGGAUGGUGGGAGCGAGAGAAGGGCCUCCCCCGACGAGUGAAGAGAACGUGCGGGUUCGUAGGGGGAGAUGCGGUCUCUAAGGUAGGUGGGUCCCAAACCGUUUAGGGCUUUGUAGGUGAUAACCUGCACCUUGAAUUGAGCCCUGAAAGUAAAUGGCAGCCAGUGAAGCUCCUUAAACAGAGGCGUUGAACGCGCCCUGUAAUUCGCUCCGGUUAGAAGCCUGGCUGCCGAACGCUGUACUAGUUGUAAUUUCCGGGCCAUCUUCAAAGGCAGCCCCACGUAGAGCGCAUAGCAAUAGUCCAGUCUAGAGGUAACUAAGGCAUGGACCAUCAUGGUCAGAUCAGACUUCUCGAGGUACAGUCGCAACUGGCGCACAAGUUUUAAUUGUGCAAAGUCCCUCCUGGCCACGGCCGACACCUGAGCCUCAAGCGUCAGCCCCGAAUCCAGGAGGACCCCCAAACUGCAGACCUGCGCCUUCAGGGGGAGUGCGACCCCGUCAAGCACAGGUUGCCACCCAAUACCCCGAUCGGACGUACGACUGACCUGGAGGACCUCUGUCUUGUCGGGAUUAAGUCUCAGCUUGUUCACCCUCAUCCAGGCCAACACAGCGGCCAGACACUGGUCCAGAAUCCAAGGGGCUUCCUUGGAUUUAGGUGGAAAAGAGUAGUAGAGAUGGCACCGUACUCCAAAACUCUGGAUAACCUCUCCCAGCGGUUUCAUGUAGAUGUUAAAAAGCAUGGGGAACAGAAUAGAACCUUGCGGGACCCCACAGGUCAAUGGCCAGGGGUCCGAGCAGGUGCCCCCCAGCUUCACCAACUGGGAACGGCCCUCCAGAAAGGCCCUGCAGUACCCCCAAGGCCCAUCCCAGAGAGCCGCCCCAGAAGGAUACCAUGGUCGAUGGUAUCGAAAGCCGCUGAGAUGUCCAAGAGAACCAGCAGGGUCACACUCCCCCUGUCCAGCUCCCUGCGGAGGUCAUCCACCAAGGCCACCCAAGCCGUCUCGGUACUGUAACCAGGCCUGAAGCCAGACUGACAGAAGUAGUUAGUUUCAUGUGUAGUUGAAGCAUUAUAUACAAUUUCUGCCUUUUUUGUAAUGUUGCUUUUGAUCUCUCUUUUUUGAUUUUUAUUUUUUAUUUUUGCCAUAAAGAGGGGGAUUUAUAAGGGACAAAACUGCUGAAACCGUCAACUUGUUUUGUUCUGAAGGAGCCGUGGUGGAGGCUCCUUCCUUGGAGGCUUUUAAGCAGAGGCUGGAUGGCCAUCUGUCGGGGGUGCUUUGAAUGCGAUUUCCUGCUUCUUGGCAGGGGGUUGGACUGGAUGGCCCAUGAGGUCUCUUCCAACUCUACUAUUCUAUGAUUCUAUGAUUCUAUGAACCCAAAGGUUUCCUGUUCUUUGGCUGCCGAGUGUUCAGGGAAGAGUGAGGUCUGUGAGAUCAGUGAGUAGAAAACAUGACACAAUUUAGAUAAUGGUUUGUGACACAACAACAACCCUUGUAGUAGUCAAUGGGAUAUUCUGUAUGCCUUCUUUAAUGUCAAGUAAGACAAUUUCCCCUUAUGUCUGGAGGCUCUGUCGAACUGGCUACGUGCUAGUAGACUGAAGGUGAACCCGGCGAAGACCGAGAUUCUCUGGCAUGGCCGCUCGACUGGUCUGACCCACUUGCUACCCACCUUCGAUGGUGCUGCCCUAUCUCCUUCGCCUACCGUUAAGAGCCUGGGUGUCGUUUUAGAUUCACAGCUGACAAUGGAAGCUCAGGUCGCUGCUGCCAGCAAACAGGCCUUUUUCCACCUACGACAAGCGAGGCAACUGGCACCCUAUCUAUCUGAUGAGGCGCUGGCAACGGUCAUCCAUGCCACGGUCACGUCUAGGCUGGACUAUUGCAACGCCCUGUAUGUUGGCCUUCCAAUGUCCACGACCCGAAAGCUCCAUAUUGUUCAGAAUGCGGCAGCCAGGCUACUCACAAGAACACCCAUGAAAUGCCACAUAACACCAGUGCUGCAGCAUCUGCAUUGGCUUCCAACUGAUUACCGUGGUCUAUAUAAGAUGCUAGUCCUGACCUUUAAAACUCUUUACGGCCAGGGCCCAUCGUACCUUCGGGACCGUCUCUCCUUCUCCCAUCAUCGGAGGUCGCAACGACCAUCCCAACGAGACUUACUUUAUGUAUCGGGUCCUAGAGAAGUGCACUUGGAAAGGACCAGACGCAGAGCUUUUUCUAUUUCUGCCCCUGCCUUAUGGAAUGCCUUGCCGCCCCAUAUGAGAGCCAUGCGUGAGUUAGGGCCUUUGACCCUCGCACUCAAGACCUGGCUCUUUACUAGAGCUUUUAAUCUAUGUUAAUUUUAUCAAUAUUUGUAGUUAUAUAUUUUUAUCCUUUACAAUUUUAUCUUGUAAAUCGCCUAGAGCAUCGUGGAUGGAGGGCAAUUAAUAAAUAGUUAAAUGAUGAUGAUGAUAUUGUGCUCAGAUACAAAGACUUAUAAAGGAAACACCACAAUGGAUAUAAAACAAUGGGAAGCACGGGAAGCAGAUUAUGUGUGCUCACCACACCUCACACAGAUAGGACCACGUGUGCUAUAAACAUGGAAGAUGUGAUACAUUCACACAAGAUACAGGAAUGGGAUGACUUUGUGUUACUACUGUUCAGCUAAUGUUAUGGUCUGAUGGAAAUAUAAUAGAACCCAAUAAACAAACAUUCGGUUGAAAUGUAAAUGUAACAUAACUUUUGUUCAAGAUGAUGAAACUGGGAAUUUGGUGUACGUGAUGGAGAAUGGAGACAGUGAAAUAGACUUGAAGUUUAAAAAGUUAUCCAUAAAUAUAAGGAAUUAAUUGGGAAAAAUUAAAUAUACUAGUAAAAACGAAUCAGCAGGUGAAGAAACAUUUGGAGAGUUAUGAGGAAAGAAGUAAGAAAGGUUUUGUUAGGAUCCAAGAGGUUGAUGGAGAACGUCAGAGCGUGGCCGCAUAAGGAAGCAGCCCGACAGAACGUCACUGGUGGGAUAAAAUCAACGGAUAUUCACCCAAAGCGGCAGCAGCAUGUUUACAUCUAUUGAUGCACCCAGUAGUAAGGUGAGGGCUACAAGGAGUGACUGAUCGAUUUUCUGUAUUUGAAAACGAAUUGCAAUACUUAGAAACGCAAUUGUGAACUGUGAUGUAUGUUGACUCUAUUGAGAGGGUUGAUGGGCCAAAGGGCCUGCAUUUCUAUUUUAUUUCUAUUCUAUUUCCGAUUGCUUUUAAUUAUGCAUUAUUAAGGUCUCUGCUUCAACUUAUUCUAUUAAAGAUGCAACCUGCCUUCUUCCAGAGGAGAGGCAAGUGUCCGUAUGUCGCCACUAUGUUUCCGGAACAUCUUGUGGUUAAUGUGGUUAAGCUACUUACUGGAACAUAAGUGAACAACAUGUUUUUCUACAAAUGUUGUUCAUGAUAAAGGAAGCACGCUUGCAACACUCUGUACUGCUCCAAAGAAAUGAGGAACUUCUUAGUUGUAAACAAGGGCAUUAUAUAUUGAGCUUCAUUUCAAAUGUUCUUCACGGCAUUCACCUUUGAUUUGUCCAUCCGUCUAUACUGCAGUAUAAUAAAGGUACUUGUUUUAAACUCUGUUGGGCUCAGAUUGGAUCCAUAGCGCUUCGGCAAAGUUCCCGGUAUUUAAAUCUAUGUGAGCGGUUCGCUUUUCCGCUAAAUAUAACUAUAUUAAACUGAUUAUAUACAUAGAAUUGACACUGAAUCAGACAUGUGAUACAAUAAAGUAGUAUUGAUGUA
Molecule: messenger RNA, 7432 nt
Organism: Anolis carolinensis (green anole)
Lineage: Eukaryota; Metazoa; Chordata; Lepidosauria; Squamata; Anolidae
Product: zinc finger protein 709-like
Exons: 2
Coding region: 859-2307 (482 amino acids)
Biological process (GO): regulation of transcription by RNA polymerase II
Cellular component (GO): nucleus
Molecular function (GO): DNA-binding transcription factor activity, RNA polymerase II-specific; RNA polymerase II cis-regulatory region sequence-specific DNA binding
Source: RefSeq, a predicted model, not a curated record